Molecule: messenger RNA, 3009 nt
Organism: Oryza sativa Japonica Group (Japanese rice)
Lineage: Eukaryota; Viridiplantae; Streptophyta; Magnoliopsida; Poales; Poaceae
Product: kinesin-like protein KIN-14J
Biological process (GO): microtubule-based movement
Cellular component (GO): microtubule cytoskeleton
Molecular function (GO): microtubule binding; microtubule motor activity; ATP binding
Source: RefSeq, a predicted model, not a curated record
CAUCCGGCCGUCCCUUCCCGAACGAAACGGGCAAGUCAGAAAUGAGCUGCACCGGUGCACCCUCAAACGGUCGUCUCGUCUCCGCAAGUUCAAAAAUCAAAUCCGCUCCUCCCAUUUCCCCUCUCCCCCAAACUCCUCCUCGUCUCCUCCUCCGCUCCCCCAACCAAAUCCCCAAUUCCGCACCACCCCGAGCGCGGCGACGGAAGCAGAUCGCGGCGAUGGAAGCAGAUCCGGCCCCAUCCUCGACGCCGCCGCCCUCCUCCCCGGCGCCCGCGGCUUCUCCGUCCCGGCAUCCUCCAGGUGAGGAAGGAGGAGGGGCUGAGCGCGUGGAGGUGGAGGAGUACGUGGAUCCCCCGAGCCCAGAUUGCUGCGGCGGAGCCGACCCGGACCAUGCGCCGCCGCCGUCGCCGAAAGGUGAGGAGCCGGUGGUGAGCGCUGAGGAGGAGCAGGCGGCGGUUGCAGGAGGUGAAGGGGAGGCUCUUCGCAGCUUCUUGGAGGAAUUUGGAGACCAAGGGGAUGAUUCCCUUGUCCCGUCACCGAAGCUGAAGCAGAUAAACACCCCUGACCGCCUCGCUGCUCUUCGUUUUCUUGGGGGAAAGUAUAACAGCUUGUUAGAGAGGUACAAGCAGCAGGUGGCUAAGUGUGCCGAGGAGUGUGCGCCGAGGUACGAUGGCUUGAAGAAGAAGUACGCAGAUGAGUGUGCAGAACGGCGACGAUUAUACAAUGAGCUCAUUGAACUGAGGGGUAACAUCAGGGUUUUUUGUCGAUGCCGCCCUCUAAGCACUGCUGAGAUCUCCAAUGGGUGUUCAUCUAUAGUUCAGAUCGAUCCAUCCCAUGAGACUGAGCUGCAGUUUGUUCCAUCUGAUAAAGACAGGAAGGCUUUUAAGUUUGAUCAUGUUUUUGGACCAUCUGACAAUCAAGAGACUGUCUUUGCUGAAAGCUUGCCUGUUGUGCGGUCUGUCAUGGACGGUUUCAACGUAUGCAUCUUUGCAUAUGGACAAACUGGAACUGGGAAAACCUUCACCAUGGAAGGGAUUCCAGAGGAUAGGGGUGUUAACUACAGAGCAUUGGAAGAAUUAUUCAGGUUGUCUGAAGAAAGAAGCUCUUCUGUUGCCUACACAUUUGCUGUGAGCAUUUUGGAAGUCUAUAAUGAAAAAAUCAGGGAUCUUCUAGAUGAAAGCUCUGAGCAAACAGGAAGAAAAUUGGACAUAAAGCAAACUGCUGAUGGAACACAAGAGGUGGCUGGUUUGAUUGAAGCUCCAAUUUAUACUAUAGAUGGUGUUUGGGAGAAACUGAAAGUUGGAGCUAAAAAUAGAUCGGUUGGAGCAACUAGUGCCAAUGAACUAAGCAGCCGCUCUCAUAGCUUGGUUAAGGUUACCGUCAGGAGUGAGCAUCUGGUGACAGGGCAAAAGUGGAGGAGCCAUAUCUGGUUGGUCGACCUAGCUGGAAGUGAGCGUGUGAAUAAAACAGAAGUAGAAGGGGACAGGCUAAAGGAGUCACAGUUCAUAAACAAGUCGCUCUCUGCUUUGGGCGAUGUUAUUUCUGCCCUUGCCUCAAAAAAUGCACACAUUCCUUAUAGAAAUUCCAAGUUGACUCAUCUGCUCCAAAGCUCUUUAGGUGGGGAUUGCAAGACACUCAUGUUCGUGCAGAUAAGUCCAAGUUCUGCAGACUCGGGAGAGACUCUCUGCUCACUUAACUUUGCUAGUAGAGUUAGAGCUAUAGAUCAUGGCCCUGCUCGUAAACAAGCAGAUCCAGCUGAAACUUUUAAGCUCAAGCAGAUGACAGAGAAAAUUCGUCAUGAGGAGAAGGAAAAUGCAAAGUUACUUGAAAGCUUGCAACUGACGCAGCUUAAGUAUGCUUCUCGAGAGAAUGUCAUCAAGACACUUCAAGAGAAGAUAAGGGAGGCUGAACAAACGUCCAAAACUUAUCAGCAGCGGGUUAGAGAGCUAGAAAAUGAAUUAGCCAAUGAGAAGAAGGCUGCCAGGGAUACAGCUAGAUCAACAAAGCCACCACUUGCUCCUAUGAGGCAGAGACCACCUCUUGGAAGAAUUGGCAAUCACAUUCCACCUAAGGCUCCUCUUAGACUGAGGCUCAGUAAAGCACCCACAAUUCAAAAUAAAGAGAACAUUCCUGUCAUGUUGAACAAAGGAUCCUCUGGGGCUGAUACCAGCAAGGCUGUUGCUGGCAAGGCACGGCGAGUUUCUCUGACUCCUGUGAUUCGACACAUACCUCUGCAGCCCAAGAGGCGAUCCUCACUCGCGGUACUACCAACCCAGAGAGAACAGCUGUCCAUAUUUCCUGAUAAGAGAUCAGUGUCCCGUCUGUCCCAUAUUCAGAUGCCAAGGAGAUCAAUUGCAACAUUUAAUUCAAUUCCAGCAACACCAUUAGCAGCUGCUGCACAUAAACAGGUUGAUGGCACCCCAGAAGCACGGCAAUUGAGGAGAAUCGAGUUCAGCAGUAGCAAGUUCAGAAGCCCUCCAGCGCUGGCCAGGUUCAACUCAAGGAAUAACGCCUUGUCACCUCAGCAGAAGCUGCGGCUAGCAUCUGGCUCAGGAAAUGCCAGCAAAAUAUGCUUCAGUGUUCAGAAGAGAGUGAUCCUAGGUUCACCUGCUCCAGUGAAAAGCAGUCUGCUCUCUGGUACUGGCAUCUUCAAUCCAGCUCUGCGCGAGAAAAUGAUGGCGGCGAAAAUAGGGAAUGCGCAGCGCGUGUUCAACACCAACAGGAGGAAGUCUGUCCUCUGAAGUACCUUUUCCAGACCAGAACUGAAGACCAAUGUUUGGAUGUUCAAACAGUGAUGCAGAGUAGGAAUGUUGACGAUUACUUUGUUUAACCCGUUGAAAGCCAUCCAUCUGUACUCGUGGCUUUGUGUUGAUAAAAUGUCUGUGAUAAGGGUUGUACCCAUUCAUCAGUUCUUUUCUUAAAAUGAUUGAUGUUAGUGUUCCUUGAUAUUUUUUUAUUGUAUAAAUUCGUUACAGUUGCAGUAAUCCGGUUGGUACAGACCAUCUGUUA